UUUUCCCUACACUUUUGCAGAUAAUGAACAGCAGUCUGAAUCCAGUAGUAUUAUCAAUCGUACAGUCGGCAUCCGAGGGGUUCUUGCUUGAGGACGGCGAGGCGCUGUCGGGGCUCUUUGUAUUCACAGACACGGUCAUCGCGCAACUGGGCAGCGCCCUCAGCGACGUCAGUGACUUUUCAUCAUACCAGGUAGCGAUCCUAGACGACGCAUUCGCGCGCUUCACCAUCGCCUAUCUACAGUACGUGCGCGACUACUCGCAUUCAGACGCCAGCCAGCGCAGCAAGCUCAUGCUCAAAAUCGCGGCCUACUUCGAGCCAGUGUUUAUGCCGUCGGGGCGCUUCUGGCUGUUACCUGUGUUGCGCGCAAUCGCGGCAUCUCUCUAUCGCCUAUCACGCAAUGCAGACCGGCUGGAGAUGGGCGGCAGGAAAGCGCAGGGCCUGCUGCGGGUGGUUCUGUCGGACCGCGAUACAUUGCCGGACUCGAAGCACGGCGGGGCGCUGUUUGUGGCAGCGCUACUGGUGCGUGUGUCGCUGAAGAUCGGGGUGAUGCCGCCAGCGCAUGGGGCAAUCGGUAAUGUGGCCGAGGCGGGGCUGGACUUCCGGUGGUUUUCGCUGCGCGACCAGAUGACGUAUCGGUACUGGGCCGGGCGGUACUACUUGGUGUGCUAUCGGUUUGAGGCGGCGCGGCGGGAGCUCGAGUAUGCGUUUAAUGCGUGCCCGGCGUACCAUGUGCAUAAUAAGCAUGCGAUUCUGCGGCAUCUGGUCGUGGCCAAUAUGGUGCGCGGGCGGCUGCCUACGCAGUAUCUGCUGAGCAAGUACAAUGUAGAGCCGGUGUUUGGGAUCCUGGUGCACCAUUUCCGGCAAGGCAACAUUGCGGCAUUCCAGACUGCGCUGAUCGACAAUAUGGAGUUCUUCCGGUCGCAGGGCACGUUCCUGAUACUGUAUGAGCGCACGGAGGUGCUGAUGUAUAGGAAUGUGCUGAAGAAGCUGCGCAAUAUGCUGGCCCAGGAGCAGCAGGCGCACAAGGUGAUUCCGUACAGGCAAAUACUGACGGCCUUCCGGGUCGCCUCGCGCAAUCCGGACAUGGAUGUGUUUGAGAUGGAGAGCAUUGUGGCGUCGCUGAUAUCGCAAAGGUAUAUCCAAGGGUACCUGUUCCACCACCAGCAGGUGCUGAAUCUGGGCUCCAAGACCCCGUUCCCUCAUAUCAAGGACGUGGGUCUCCCUGGUGGGCAGCAGGGGUAGUGGGGAUAUAUAUAGAUAGCUGUGGAAUAUAUGAUAAACA
Molecule: messenger RNA, 1284 nt
Organism: Linderina pennispora
Lineage: Eukaryota; Fungi; Kickxellomycota; Kickxellomycetes; Kickxellales; Kickxellaceae
Exons: 2
Coding region: 417-1244 (275 amino acids)
Biological process (GO): post-transcriptional tethering of RNA polymerase II gene DNA at nuclear periphery; poly(A)+ mRNA export from nucleus; transcription elongation by RNA polymerase II
Cellular component (GO): transcription export complex 2
Molecular function (GO): RNA binding; double-stranded DNA binding
Source: RefSeq, a predicted model, not a curated record